Messenger RNA from Pristis pectinata (smalltooth sawfish), 1431 nucleotides. RefSeq names its product T cell receptor beta chain MC.7.G5-like. The transcript is spliced from 8 exons. Bases 27 to 920 code for a protein of 297 amino acids. Lineage: Eukaryota; Metazoa; Chordata; Chondrichthyes; Rhinopristiformes; Pristidae. The record is from RefSeq and is a predicted model, not a curated record.
CGGACGCAGAGUCGAAUGAUUCAAUCAUGAUCCGCGCAGAAUGUCGCCUUGCAUUUCUGCUCAUCCUGGUGCCAGGAAUACUGGCCACGUACGUGGAGGUGUCGCCUUCUUACUUGUCCAUUGGAGCCGGGGAGAAGACGCAGCUCACAUGCACGUUGAGCAACACAGGCUAUCCCUUCAUGUCCUGGUACCGACAGCGAAGCAACGGGGCAUUGGAACUUCUCUUCACCUCUGCUGCGCAAGGUUCUGUUAGCAACUACACGUCCGACUCAUAUACGGCCAGGAGGCCCAGCAACACGCUGUUCUCACUGGAACUGAACAAACCCUCGCCCUCUCAAUCGGCCGUCUACUUCUGCUCUUGCAAGGACACAGGUUUAAGGGAAGCUUACUUCGGAACUGGGACUAAGUUAGUUGUCUUGGAGCACGAUGUCCAAGCUCCCACAGUCACACUUCUUCGCCCAUCGCGCAGGGAGGUCGCGGAGAAGAAGAGAGCCACGGUGGUCUGCCUCAUCACCAGAUUCUACCCGGAAAACAUCGAGAUCCAAUGGGUCCUCAACGACGAGAAACUCCAAGCCAAAGACCCCAGGGUCCAGUCUGACCCCGAGCCGGUGUCCGAGGACGGCAACAAGACGUUUAGCAUUACCACCCGCCUGCAGUUGGAAGCCUAUGAAUGGGCGAUGUCCGCCAACGUCAUGUGCAACGUUCUUCACUACCAGAAAGGAGAGGAGGCUAAAUCAUACCAGGACAAGAUUGACGUCAGGGAAGUACCCUGUGGGAUCAGCAACGAACAAAAGAUGCUAAGUAUGGGAACCGGGAUACUGACGUACCUCGUCCUGAUUUGCAAAAGUAUCUUGUACGCAGUGAUCGCCUCAGUGCUAGCCAUGAAGGCUAAGACCUCUCACUCCAAGAGGUUCGACUGAAUCUGGGCGGAUUCGAAGAGACCGAAGAUCUAUCGCAUCGCUACCGUCUUGGCCUGUACCUCCCUCUGCUACACGGUGGAACCUUUUGUCGUCUCCCUUUCUGCGGACGUGUGGAACAUACAUCUCUCCUCCGCACCUCACAUUUCCUGUGUCCCUCCCCCCCCCCCCCACCCCCCAUAAGAAGGAACAUUGACCCAUCUUGUCUUGGAGUUGUACAGUGUGCAGACGAGCCCUUCAGGCCAACCGGUCCCUGCCGGCCCAGAUCCCCCCGUCCCCAGCCGGUCCCAUCUCCCCGCGUUUGGCCCCUGUCCCUCUGAACCUUUCCCAUCUGCGGACCUGUCCCGAGUGUCGUUAAUGGACCUGCCUCACCCACUCCCUCUGGGCAGCUCGUCCCACGUACGGACCACCCUCUGGGUGAAGAAGUUCCCUGUUAAAUCUCUCCCCCCUCUCACUUUAACCCUGUGCCCUCUAGUUUGAGACUCCCCAACCCCUGGCGGGGAGGAAGUCAGGG